AAAAAAAAGAAUUUCAUUGAAUUAUUGUAAUCAUCUUUAUAUAGUUUAGAAAAUCCCAUUUAUGUGUCGUCACCACUGAACCAAAUGACAACUGCUUUUCCAUUAUUGAAUUCCCUCUAAAUUUCCCUUAGCUCACAUAAUACGCCAUCCCCCAUCAUUAGUAUGCAAAUUUGAUUCCAAAUACAGAGAAAAAAUCGAAGAGAGAGAAGAGGGUAUUUACACCUACAUCUCUAGCUAUAGGCUAUAUAGGUGAAAUUUGUGAGGAUUUUGGGGAGCUUUUAACAUGGCGGAUGGCCAACUACCACCAUAUCUUAUGAGGUACGAGCAGCUAAGCUUUUGUUGAAUAAACAAAAAGGACCAAUAGAAAUAACUUACAAUAUUUAUACUAUCCAGCAAGUUACUGCUAUUACUAUUAUUAUUAUUAUUAUUAUUGAUUGUGUCGGUGCUUUCAACAUAUUUCCUUUUCUUUUGAGGAGUCUUUUAUUAGAAAUAAUAAUUAUAAUUAUAAAAAAAAAAUGCUUUUAAGAAAAUCAACGUAGAGUAGCCACAACCGCUACCACAAUAACCUUUUUCUUCAUUCACUUCCAGCUUUUGCCUUUUCAUGGGUAUUCUUUCUCUCUCUCCCAGUUUAGCUCUAGAUUACAGGGAAACAAAAAUUUUGUAAUUCAGUCCCUGUAAUUUCACAUAAUAAUAAUUACACAGUCAAAGAUGGAGAUAGGUGGUGGGGGUCAAAGUGGAGUUGCUGCAAAUUCAGGGGUUUGUUGUGGUGGGAAGAGAAAGAACGAAAAGCCCUAUAAAGGGAUUCGUAUGAGGAAGUGGGGAAAAUGGGUUGCAGAAAUUAGAGAACCCAACAAGCGUUCGAGGAUUUGGUUGGGUUCGUAUUCAACGCCGGUGGCUGCGGCGCGGGCUUAUGAUACGGCGGUCUAUUAUCUAAGAGGCCCUUCGGCCCGAUUGAAUUUUCCUGAGUUGUUAGUUGGUGAUGGUGGGCUUAAUGAUUUGUCUGCUGCUUCGAUUCGUAAAAAAGCCAUAGAAGUUGGUGCUCAAGUAGAUGCUGUACAGAACUCGCUUGCAACCCAUCAUAACCAUACAGAGGAAAAGGUGCACUCUGAGACGGCAAGCCCCUCAGAAUUGAAGCCUUGUUGGUUUCAAGAGAAGCCCGAUUUAAACUUGAAGCCCGAGCCCGAAGAUCCAGAAGUGGAUUACUGGUAAUAUUUAGUUAAUAUCGAUAUUACCAAUAACAGUAUCUGUACUAGUGUAAUUUUUAAUUAUUUUUUGGCUUUUUCUUGGUUGGGGGAAGAGGAAGUGCUUUGGUAAGAAUACAAGCGCCGCUCCAGGUUGUGUAGCUUGGUAGCCUAGGAUUGUUAUAUUCUUAAAAAAAAACUAUCACCUCUUUCUUUCUUUAAUUUUACUUUAUUUUUAAGAACAAAUUAUCAGCUGAACAGUUUUGAUGUUGUAAGAUGUAAAGGGGGUUUGUGUUAUUAUUUUGUCUAAUCGCAAUUCUGUUUGUAC
This is a messenger RNA of Solanum pennellii, 1509 nucleotides long. Its product is annotated as ethylene-responsive transcription factor RAP2-10. The transcript has a single exon. The record is from RefSeq and is a predicted model, not a curated record. Gene Ontology annotation, biological process: regulation of DNA-templated transcription. NCBI's taxonomy places the organism in Eukaryota, Viridiplantae, Streptophyta, Magnoliopsida, Solanales, Solanaceae. Gene Ontology annotation, molecular function: DNA binding; DNA-binding transcription factor activity. The coding region runs from base 709 to 1209 and encodes 166 amino acids.